ACUUGUUGCUGAACUUAACCUAGAUAGGUACGUGUACAGUCUCUCUAUAAGCACAUCUGUCAAAAGAGUUUUACGGCUAUAUUUUUUUACAUGUGGUUACAUUCAAAGUGUCCCACAAAUCCAAAUCGCGUAAACUCCGCGACUCCUUUCGAUGAUUUCCAUUGGCCACCGUUGGCAUGUCAAGUUUCUUGUUGACUUGGAUGUCUGCUGCUGCCUAACUGCUGCUGGAGACUUUCAAAACUCCCCCUCUUCGUCUCUUCAGCCUGACCGUAUUUGCGCACUGGACGUUCCACUCAUCAGACAGACUUAACAGGUCGUUAUCAUUAACCAAACACGGAGUCUGAACAGAUGAGCGUUUUCCGUGCACCGUCUUUGAAAUUCCACCCUUCGCCUUUGUUUGUGCCCUGCGAGGGGGCGGGAAGACAAACAGGUCCGCGCGUAUAAAAGCAUCAAACAGGCACUUGGGGCGACACUGGAGACGUGCCUACACAGAGACUCUCUUCUGGAACACUUUCUAGAGGGGAUUCCUCGGCCGAUUUUUGGGGGACGUCUUGUUUUUGCUCUCACCACCACCACCACCACCACCAACAACAACAACAAAAAAAGGAUCCAUCCAGUCAUGUUGAUGCGAUGCGUCGCGCGUUGUUUCCUGCCGGUGUGGCUCUCGCUACUUGGAUACGUUUACGCGGGGCCGAUUGUCCUCAACUCCAACGCCAUCAAAAACUUUGAGCCGGUCAGCCCCAGUCCGCGGACCUCACCGCCGGGCAGCGUGGGACACAAAUUGCCCGUGGACGCCUCGCAGGCGACAGGAGUAUGUGCGGAUGACGACGAUUGCGGCGGUGAUGAAUUCUGCAACGACGUCCGAAGUAUGUGUCUGGCGUGCCGCAAGAACCGGAAGCGUUGCGCACGGGACUCAAUGUGUUGCGCUGGAAGCCGCUGCAGCAACGGUGUCUGCCAGACGAAUGACAUUGAUGGGCCGGGCUGGCAUAUACACAACUCUACCAUGGAGCAUCAUACCAAGAGGCCCCUCACUGCCCACGAAGCGCGCACGGUAAAAGGUCAGGAAGGGGACACGUGCCUGCGCUCGGCCGACUGCUCGGCGGGCCUGUGCUGUGCCCGCCACUUCUGGUCUCGCAUCUGCAAGCCGGUGCUGAGCGAGGGCCAGGUGUGCACGCGCCACCGCCGCAAGGGCACCCACGGCCUGGAGCUGUUCCAGCGCUGCGACUGCGGCGACGGCCUGGCGUGCAGGCCCGAGAGAAGCGAGCGGGAGCGGGAGCAGCAGCAGCAGCAGCAGCAGGAACAGCAGCAGCAGCAGCACGCCGUCAGCAGGACGUCGGCCCGGAACCUACACACCUGUCAGAGACGCUGACGCACACACAGGUCACAGAUACUGACACACACACACACACACACACACACACACACACACACACACACACACACACACACACACACACACACACGCACACGCACACACACGCAUAUGCCAACACCCAAGACUUUCUUUCCUGUCAACGCUGCUGACACCGAGACAGCGCCAGGAAGCAAAGAUGCGCUUCCUGGGAAAAGUGAUACACCCGCAGAGAUGAUGGACUUGUCUAUGAAUGGAUGAGAGGGGAUGUAGAGGGGGGGGGGCGGGGGUGUCCAGAUCAAUUGUCCAUGGCAGUUAAUGGCAGAGCUGUUUUUUUUGUUUCUGUUUUUAUGGAACUUGAAGCCUCGGUUAUUGCAGUAAAUUACUGCAUUGUGAAUGAUGGCUGGGGAACCGACCAGGGAAUUUGAGUACAACAAACAGUUAACACACAAAUGGUCAUAAUAUAUAUGAAAACAGCGAUCCCGCGGCGCAUAACUAUGCAGACCCACUUGGAAAAGGUGGAAAUGUUUGUUUUGAGAAAUCACACGGGUCAACAGCAAAAUUUUAAUCUGCGAUAGCUUCAUGAGUCACGAAAUGUAUUUUUGACGAUGAUUGAAAAGAAAUGUCUUGACUUUUUCACAACACAUCAUCCAGAAAAGUUUACUUGCAUCGUUGAUUAAAAAGUGUGGUUAACAAAAUUGUUGAACAGUGUAAUUUCACCCCUGCCUUAAAACACCUUCGAACUUAUUAAAGCAAAAUUUUUUUCAAAGUGUACCUUAGAGCCUGUUUUCACUCUCGCAGCCUAUCGUAUAACAUCACUUUGAGGAAAAGUGACUCCCGGAUGAAAUGCUCAGCGCGUUUGCUUCACGCUGAUUAUUUGUCAUUCCCAGUUGAAGUUUACCUUCAAACUCGACAUUGUAUAUUCAAACAACAAACCAUAUAGAUUCAUCUCACGAGUUCGAUCAAUGCUAACAUACAUGCAAAACGGCGUCGUGAAAUUAGCGUCAAUGUUGCAAUAAUAUUACCUUUCAAACAACUAUGCUGCUACUUUGACACAAAUGGAGCAGCAAACGCAAACAAGCCCGAGCAUUAUUCUUUGUCGUAUGAUAGAAGGUUCGCCUCUGUCAUUCGGAGUUUGUUUUGUAAGAGCUCGUCAAAAAAUGAGCGUUUUAAAAAUCCAGAAUAAUAUGGGGGGGGGGGGAUACACUGUAACGUUUUGAUCAUGAGUUCUGCAUGGACUAAACUGACACUUGGCUAUCCGAAAAAAGGUUCCUCAGCCUGGUUGUAAAUUCUCUGUGGGGGGGCACUUCAUUGAGCGAUGGCGUCAACACCAGUAGGAGAACAACACGGUGCCGCAUGCAGUGUAAAUAUGUUUCAUAUUGUUUUGUAAGAAAACCUGAUCUAUAUUGAGAAUGUGAACGUUUUAUUAAACACUCCUCUUAAUAAACUCACUUGUUGCUGACUUAUUUCUUGACAUUGAGGCGCCAACAUUGUUCGGCGGCGGUGGUGGUGGUGGUGGGGGCAAACAAUUACCGGCGUUGUUGUUUAACACGUCGCGCCAUUUCUCACAAAUCAGCGGGUUGGGAGCCAGUGGAUGGUUGGAAUACUUUGGCUGUGCGCGCCACACCAAUUCAUUACCCGCAAAUCACUGAGAUAUGCACAGAGAGA
This is a messenger RNA of Hippocampus comes (tiger tail seahorse), 3019 nucleotides long. RefSeq names its product dickkopf-related protein 1-like. Gene Ontology annotation, cellular component: extracellular region. The record is from RefSeq and is a predicted model, not a curated record. Lineage: Eukaryota; Metazoa; Chordata; Actinopteri; Syngnathiformes; Syngnathidae. The coding region runs from base 620 to 1369 and encodes 249 amino acids. Gene Ontology annotation, biological process: negative regulation of canonical Wnt signaling pathway; multicellular organism development. The transcript has 4 exons. Gene Ontology annotation, molecular function: receptor antagonist activity; co-receptor binding.